AUGGCCGCGGCGCUGAAGGCCGGCUUACCGCGGCUCGGAUUGGAUCCGGACGAAGAUAUCGUAAAUUAUCUAAUCGCAUUAAUAGAAGCCGAAGGACCAGCAGCAUGUGCUGAGUGGCUAGAGAGUGCCGCUACUGGCGACCAUGGUGACGCUGCCCUUGAGCUGGCUGAGGCGGCGUCUGCAGAACUGCGUGGACAACCGGAUGACGGUGGAAUUUCGAGAGAAACGGGGUCAUCGAGCGCGAACUCUGGAACAACUGGCGAUUCGGGUGAUCCCCUUGAUUCGCUGGACAUCGCAAUAGACGCGGCGAAGGCGGCAGGUAACGCCGCACGUACCACGAACUCUGGUAGUGGCUGGGGGCAAAAACACAAUCUAGACAAGGGCGUUAGGCGUGAAAUAGUGCAGCGCUACGCCUGCGUUGACAUACAGACGAUUCAUAUAGGAGAUGACGGGCAGGUGUGUUCAUCGGGCACUACCACGCGAAGUGUGGAGAAGGAGACAGAUAUACCCACAAAUGAUAAUGCCGCCAGGGUAAAGCAGGAGCAGCAUGCGCGGCGUAUGUCGCAGAAGCAGCAACACCUGGAAGCACAGGAGAAACAACGCCAGCAGAAGCUGAAGCAGCAACAGCACGAUGAGAAAGAACGCAUGCGUUGUCAGAAAAAGGAACGUCAAAGAUGA
This is a messenger RNA of Babesia ovata, 678 nucleotides long. Its product is annotated as capsule biosynthesis protein, putative. The coding region runs from base 1 to 678 and encodes 225 amino acids. The record is from RefSeq and is a predicted model, not a curated record. The transcript has 2 exons. NCBI's taxonomy places the organism in Eukaryota, Apicomplexa, Aconoidasida, Piroplasmida, Babesiidae.